Coniosporium apollinis CBS 100218 is the source of this 804-nucleotide messenger RNA. RefSeq lists its product as uncharacterized. NCBI's taxonomy places the organism in Eukaryota, Fungi, Ascomycota, Dothideomycetes. The transcript has a single exon. The record is from RefSeq and is a predicted model, not a curated record. Bases 1 to 804 code for a protein of 267 amino acids.
AUGUCGCAUCACCAAAGUCCGCGAAAGCCCGUCGCCAGAAAAGAAUUGAGCCGCAUGCAGACGAUCAAGGAAGAGUCCAGGGGAGCUGGAUCGCUCUCGUCGUCUCCAGUCGGAUCACCGAGCAACCAGUCCUUCGACCUGAGCUACGAGGAGUUCAUCAAACAGUUCGAGCUGGAUAUCGGGGGUUCUGAUUUGAACAAACACAGCUCACGGAUGUUCAAGCUGCGACAGUCUCUACUAAUCGCCCCAGCUCCCGUCCGCGAUUCGGCGUCCGCCUCUGCCCCUAUUCCUGCUCCGAUCUCAACCGUGUCUGGUCGGCUCACGAUCAGCGCCCCGCUGCCAUGUUUCUCGCAAGAGCUCGGCGGCCGUGCCUGUGUUCAGCAGGACGACGAGUGGCACUGGGAUCGGGACACCGUGCUCCUUGUAAUCGACGCAGAAGGUAUGUUGGCCGUUUUGGACGCUCUAAUCCGCAACGAGACUGGUGAGUGGGCUGCCUCGACAGCAAAGAAGCGCCAGAUGCGGCAAGCCUGGGUUCUUUACCUCGUCGUGUCAAAGGCGCUGAAGGAGAUCGACGGACGUGCUAUCAGAAUCAGGCUGCUGUUCCAUUCACUCAGCAGCGACUGCAUCAAUCACGUAAGAAAAAGCACGAAAACGUUGGACAAAACAUCUGAUAAGAUCAGCAAGGGCUUGAGUAGGCUCAUGGGUAAGGAUGCAGCUUCGGACGAGGUCGGUGACUUCGUUCACAAAAUACUUCGCAGGAUGAUCAACAUCCAACGGAUGAAAGAGGAGGCAUCACGGGAGUAA